Messenger RNA from Ziziphus jujuba (common jujube), 2132 nucleotides. Its product is annotated as protein JINGUBANG. The transcript has a single exon. Gene Ontology annotation, molecular function: protein binding. NCBI's taxonomy places the organism in Eukaryota, Viridiplantae, Streptophyta, Magnoliopsida, Rosales, Rhamnaceae. Bases 375 to 1676 code for a protein of 433 amino acids. The record is from RefSeq and is a predicted model, not a curated record.
AAAAAAAGAAAAAAGAAAGACUUCAAAAAGUGUCUUGUUUUCUUUUUUACUUUCCACUGUACGACAAUAAGUCUACGGUUGUACCUUGAUCACUCUCCCUAUUAUCCUUCUUUUUUUAUUUUUUAUUUUUUUAUUUUUUUUCCAAUUAAAACUCCCUAUUUUCCCAUUUGCGAACACUUUAACCCCCUAAUUACUUUAUGUCCAAAUUCAUCAUCCUAUUGCUUUUCUAGGAACAUCCUCUUGCUUUUCUAGGAACAUACAUGUAUAUGUGUGUGUGUGUGUGUGUGUGUGUGUGAUAUGAUCCUUUAUAUAACAUAUACCUAACACCUUAUAUUUGAGUUUUUCUGUAUCUUCUCCUUCCAGUUUGUAAAACAAUGGCAAUUCUAAUUCCUUGUCGCUUGCCUUGUCGUUCAGAAGAAGAUCAAUCUCAGUCUCACUCCGAUUAUCUUGUUAACUCAGAAUCAUCAGCCUCAUCAUCACUCUCUUCCCAACCAAGUUUACCUUCUGUACAUUCGCUAACCCCGUCACCAGACCAACAACAUGGACAACAAUCAUCCCCAUCAACCCACCACCACUGCCUUGCCACCUUCAAAGCUCACUCCUCCUAUGUCUCCUCCCUCGUUGUCGCCGGAAAGUUUAUAUAUACUGGUUCGUCCAACAGCGAGAUUCGGGCAUGGAGCCGAGACCCAUCUCAGCUCAAAAACAAUUCGGCGGUGGAUAACUUGGUCGCCGUCAGCGAAAGCGCUGUUAAAAGUCUAGUCGUUUUGGGGGACACGCUUUUCAGUGCCCAUCAAGAUCACAAAAUCCGAGUGUGGAAUAAGAUCGAACACCAUGUAAGCAACCCAACACAACCCCAGAAAUUCAAAUGCAUAGCCACUCUCCCAACGGUCAACGACCGAAUCUCGAGAUUCUUCUGGGCGAAAAACUAUGUAGAGGUUCGGCGGCACAAGAAGAUCACGUGGGUCCAUCACGUGGACGCCGUGUCCGCUUUAGCCGUAUCCAAAGACGGUUCGCUUCUCUAUUCGGCCUCGUGGGACCGAACUUUCAAAGUCUGGCGAACAUCCGAUUUCAAGUGCUUGGAGUCAGUGAGCAAAGCCCAUGAUGACGCCAUCAACGCAAUCGAGUUAUCCGAAGAUGGAUAUGUUUAUACCGGUUCAGCCGAUAAGAAAAUCAAAGUUUGGAAGAAGAAGUUCGAUGGGGACAAAAAGCAUUGUUUGGUUUCCACUUUGGAGAAGCACAAAUCGGCUGUCAAUGCUUUGGCUCUUAGCUCAGAUGGGUCGGCGCUUUAUUCCGGCGCAUGCGACCGGUCGAUCUUGGUUUGGGAAAAAGAUGGUGAAAAUGAUAGCAUGAUGGUGGUGGUGGGUGCCCUUAGGGGCCACACCAAGGCAAUACUGUGCUUGGCGGUGGUGGAGGAUUUGUUGUUGAGUGGUUCGGCCGAUUGCAGUGUCAGGAUUUGGAGGAGAGGGAUCGAUAGGAGGUUCUGUUGUUUGGGUGUUUUGGAAGGCUAUAGACGGCCCGUGAAGUGCUUAACUGUCACGGUGGAUUGCAGUUACAGGCAAAGAAAUGAUGAUUCUGCUGGCAGUUGUUAUUUGCUUUACAGCGGCAGUUUGGAUGGUGAGGUUAAGGUCUGGAAGAUUUGGAUUGCCAAUAAUUUUCUUUCAUGUUUUUCUUCUUAAACUGAUGUAAUUUUAUUUUAUUUUUUUUGGUUGCAAAUUUUUGUGCAUAGUGGUCAGAAACUCAUUGCCUUUUUUUUUUUUUUUUUUGGAUAUGAAUUUUCAUAGGGUAUACAUAUUUUAGAUCUUGCUGAGCUAUAUAUAUAUAUAUAUAUAUAUGUAUCGAAAUACAGCCACUGUAGUGAGUUAGGAUUUUGGGAAGAGUACUAUGAAGUUAUUUGGGUUAAUUUUCUUUCUAUGAAAUUUUGCAUAUUGGUAUGGAAAAUUCCAUUAUAUAACAUAGAAAGGCUGUGUAGGCACGAAUAUUCUUUCAAAUUCUAUGACUUUGAUGAUCAGUAGGAACACCAUGUCACCAUAUAACAGACCCUACAAAUGUCUGACGGCCACAUGGUGUGAUAUUUACGGACAUGGUCAACUAUUUUGAACUUUUAUAAGAUAAUAUUUUUUUGUCUUUGAGCA